GUGUGUAUGUGUGUGUGUGUGUGUGUGUGUGUGUGCGCGCGCGCGCGUGAGUGAGAGAGGAGAGAGGGAGAAGAGAGCGCGAGAGAGGGUGAGUGUGUGUGAGUGCAUGGGAGGGUGCUGAAUAUUCCGAGACACUGGGACCACAGCGGCAGCUCCGCUGAAAACUGCAUUCAGCCAGUCCUCCGGACUUCUGGAGCGGGGACAGGGCGCAGGGCAUCAGCAGCCACCAGCAGGACCUGCGAAAUAGGGAUUCUUCUGCCUUCACUUCAGGUUUUAGCAGCUUGGUGCUAAAUUGCUGUCUCAAAAUGCAGAGGAUCUAAUUUGCAGAGGAAAACAGCCAAAGAAGGAAGAGGAGGAAAAGAAAAAAAAAAGGGGGUAUAUUGUGGAUGCUCUACUUUCCUGGAAAUGCAAAAGAUUAUGCAUAUUUCUGUCCUCCUUUCUCCUGUUUUAUGGGGACUGAUUUUUGGUGUCUCUUCUAACAGCAUACAGAUAGGGGGGCUGUUUCCUAGGGGCGCCGAUCAAGAAUACAGUGCAUUUCGAGUAGGGAUGGUUCAGUUUUCCACUUCGGAGUUCAGACUGACACCCCACAUCGACAAUUUGGAGGUGGCAAACAGCUUCGCAGUCACCAAUGCUUUCUGCUCCCAGUUUUCGAGAGGAGUCUAUGCUAUUUUUGGAUUUUAUGACAAGAAGUCUGUAAAUACCAUCACAUCAUUUUGCGGAACACUCCACGUCUCCUUCAUCACUCCCAGCUUCCCAACAGAUGGCACACAUCCAUUUGUCAUUCAGAUGAGACCUGACCUCAAAGGAGCACUCCUUAGCUUGAUUGAAUACUAUCAAUGGGACAAGUUUGCAUACCUCUAUGACAGUGACAGAGGCUUAUCAACACUGCAAGCUGUGCUGGAUUCUGCCGCUGAAAAGAAAUGGCAAGUGACUGCUAUCAAUGUGGGAAACAUUAACAAUGACAAGAAAGAUGAGAUGUACCGAUCACUUUUUCAAGAUCUGGAGUUAAAAAAGGAACGGCGUGUAAUUCUGGACUGUGAAAGGGAUAAAGUAAACGACAUUGUAGACCAGGUUAUUACCAUCGGAAAACAUGUUAAAGGGUACCACUACAUCAUUGCAAAUCUGGGAUUUACUGAUGGAGACCUAUUAAAAAUCCAGUUUGGAGGUGCAAAUGUCUCUGGAUUUCAGAUAGUGGACUAUGAUGAUUCAUUGGUGUCUAAAUUUAUAGAAAGAUGGUCAACACUGGAAGAAAAAGAAUACCCUGGAGCACACACAACGACAAUUAAGUAUACUUCUGCUCUGACCUAUGAUGCCGUUCAAGUGAUGACUGAAGCCUUCCGCAACCUAAGGAAGCAAAGAAUUGAAAUCUCCCGAAGGGGGAAUGCGGGAGACUGUCUGGCGAACCCAGCAGUGCCCUGGGGACAAGGUGUAGAAAUAGAAAGGGCCCUCAAACAGGUUCAGGUUGAAGGUCUCUCAGGAAAUAUAAAGUUUGACCAGAAUGGAAAAAGAAUAAACUAUACAAUUAACAUCAUGGAGCUCAAAACUAACGGGCCCCGGAAGAUUGGCUACUGGAGUGAAGUGGACAAAAUGGUUGUUACUCUUACUGAGCUCCCUUCUGGAAAUGAUACCUCUGGGCUUGAGAAUAAGACUGUUGUUGUCACCACAAUUUUGGAAUCUCCGUAUGUUAUGAUGAAGAAAAAUCAUGAAAUGCUUGAAGGCAAUGAGCGCUAUGAGGGCUACUGUGUUGACCUGGCUGCAGAAAUCGCCAAACAUUGUGGGUUCAAGUACAAGUUGACGAUUGUUGGUGAUGGCAAGUAUGGGGCCAGGGAUGCAGACACGAAAAUUUGGAAUGGGAUGGUUGGAGAACUUGUAUAUGGGAAAGCUGAUAUUGCAAUUGCUCCAUUAACUAUUACCCUUGUGAGAGAAGAGGUGAUUGACUUCUCAAAGCCCUUCAUGAGCCUCGGGAUAUCUAUCAUGAUCAAGAAGCCUCAGAAGUCCAAACCAGGAGUGUUUUCCUUUCUUGAUCCUUUAGCCUAUGAGAUCUGGAUGUGCAUUGUUUUUGCCUACAUUGGGGUCAGUGUAGUUUUAUUCCUGGUCAGCAGAUUUAGCCCCUACGAGUGGCACACUGAGGAGUUUGAAGAUGGAAGAGAAACACAAAGUAGUGAAUCAACUAAUGAAUUUGGGAUUUUUAAUAGUCUCUGGUUUUCCUUGGGUGCCUUUAUGCAGCAAGGAUGCGAUAUUUCGCCAAGAUCCCUCUCUGGGCGCAUUGUUGGAGGUGUGUGGUGGUUCUUUACCCUGAUCAUAAUCUCCUCCUACACGGCUAACUUAGCUGCCUUCCUGACUGUAGAGAGGAUGGUGUCUCCCAUCGAGAGUGCUGAGGAUCUUUCUAAGCAAACAGAAAUUGCUUAUGGAACACUAGACUCUGGCUCCACUAAAGAGUUUUUCAGGAGAUCUAAAAUUGCAGUGUUUGAUAAAAUGUGGACCUACAUGCGGAGUGCGGAGCCCUCUGUGUUUGUGAGGACUACGGCCGAAGGGGUGGCUAGAGUGCGGAAGUCCAAAGGGAAAUAUGCCUACUUGUUGGAGUCCACGAUGAACGAGUACAUUGAGCAAAGGAAGCCUUGUGACACCAUGAAAGUUGGUGGAAACCUGGAUUCCAAAGGCUAUGGCAUCGCAACACCUAAAGGAUCCUCAUUAAGAAAUGCGGUUAACCUCGCAGUACUAAAACUGAAUGAACAAGGCCUGUUGGACAAAUUGAAAAACAAAUGGUGGUACGACAAAGGAGAGUGCGGCAGCGGGGGAGGUGAUUCCAAGGAAAAGACCAGUGCCCUCAGUCUGAGCAACGUUGCUGGAGUAUUCUACAUCCUUGUCGGGGGCCUUGGUUUGGCAAUGCUGGUGGCUUUGAUUGAGUUCUGUUACAAGUCAAGGGCCGAGGCGAAACGAAUGAAGGUGGCAAAGAAUGCACAGAAUAUUAACCCAUCUUCCUCGCAGAAUUCACAGAAUUUUGCAACUUAUAAGGAAGGUUACAACGUAUAUGGCAUCGAAAGUGUUAAAAUUUAGGGGAUGACCUUGAAUGAUGCCAUGAGGAACAAGGCAAGACUGUCAAUUACAGGAAGUACUGGAGAAAAUGGACGUGUUAUGACUCCAGAAUUUCCCAAAGCAGUGCAUGCUGUCCCUUACGUGAGUCCUGGCAUGGGAAUGAAUGUCAGUGUGACUGAUCUCUCGUGAUUGAUAAGAACCUUUUGAGUGCCUUACACAAUGGUUUCCUUGUGUGUUUAUUGUCAAAGUGGUGAGAGGCAUCCAGUAUCUUGAAGACGUUUCUUUCAGCCAAGAAUUCUUAAAUAUGUGGAGUUCAUCUUGAAUUGUAAGGAAUGAUUAAUUAAAACACAACAUCCUUUUCUACUCGGGUUACAGACAAAGCGUGGUGGACAUGCACAGCUAACAUGGAAGUACUAUAAUUUACCUGAAGUCUUUGUACAGACAACAAACCUGUUUCUGCAGCCACUAUUGUUAGUCUCUUGAUUCAUAAUGACUUAAGCACACUUGACAUCAACUGCAUCAAGAUGUGACAUGUUUUAUAAAAAAAGGAAAAAAAAACAUUUAAAAUUGAAAAAAUAUUUUUAGGUAUUUUCACAAACAAACUGGCUUUUAAAUAAAUUUGCUUCCAUAUUGGUUGAAUAAGACAAAAACAAUUAAACUGAGUGGGAAGUGAAUAAAAAAAGGCUUUAGGUAUCAGUUCCAUAUUUUUCAAAGCCAAAUAUGUAAAUGCUAAGGAAAGAAAACAGAGAGGAGAUUCCAAUCUUGUAAUUUAAUAUUGUUAUUAAAACUUUAAUGUAUCCUAUUCUUUAACAUUUGGUGUUAAUAUAAAAUUACUUGGCAAUGCUUGACAUUUGAAAUAAACAUUUUUCUAUUGUUUUAUUGCAAGUGGUCCAAUUAAUUUUGCUUAGCUACAGUUUGGUCAUAAAUCAAGUGAGUUUAAAGACACUACCAAGUUGUUAGGUGCCCAGAGAAAAUUUCUCCCUUUUAAAAAGGCCAGGUGAUUUUUCAAAUGUAAUCUUGCCCCCAAAAUAUCUGAAUAUGUUUUUGACAUGUCUAAAUAUGUAUAUAUAUAUA
Molecule: messenger RNA, 4110 nt
Organism: Pongo pygmaeus (Bornean orangutan)
Lineage: Eukaryota; Metazoa; Chordata; Mammalia; Primates; Hominidae
Gene: GRIA2
Product: glutamate ionotropic receptor AMPA type subunit 2
Exons: 16
Coding region: 406-3057 (883 amino acids)
Biological process (GO): monoatomic ion transport
Cellular component (GO): membrane
Molecular function (GO): ligand-gated monoatomic ion channel activity; signaling receptor activity
Source: RefSeq, a predicted model, not a curated record